This is a messenger RNA of Asparagus officinalis (garden asparagus), 1707 nucleotides long. RefSeq lists its product as uncharacterized. The transcript is spliced from 4 exons. The record is from RefSeq and is a predicted model, not a curated record. Lineage: Eukaryota; Viridiplantae; Streptophyta; Magnoliopsida; Asparagales; Asparagaceae. The coding region runs from base 1 to 1707 and encodes 568 amino acids. Gene Ontology annotation, molecular function: catalytic activity.
AUGAACUUAAGCCAAGAUGGUGUGACUUUUGCAAGGCUAUUGGACAUUUCACUGAGCAAUGUAGAAGGGAAAAAUGAGAGGAUGAGAUGGAUGCCUGUUAAUAGAAAUGCUGGAGAGGAUGCACAAAAACCUGAAGUCAUUCAGGGUCCUUUGGGGGUAAAUGGAAAUGCUGGAAAUGAUAGGACUGAUAUUGUUGGUACUCCUGGGCAAGUUGAGCAACAAUCACAAAAUCAACAGGGAUCCAGUGGGGAUAAGAGAAAUGCUGGAAAAUCUGGAAGUGAUGUCUGGAAACAUGCACAAACAGUAACUCCUAAUUCAAGAGUUGUAGUUUCCUCCCUAACUAUUAAUGUAACAGGUUUUUCUACUGUUAACAAAGAUUUUAUCAGAAGAGGCAAAGAAAGAUCUAAUGCAAAUAUUGAGGGGACUUCUUAUUUUCAGAACAUUAGAGGACUGAAUAAGUCCUCCAAACAAAUGGUGGUUAAGCAGCUUGUGUGUGAUUACAAAUUAUCUUUUAUAGCUCUCUUGGAAACAAAAAUUGCUGGGGAUAAAAUGCAAAGAAUAGCUACUAAAAUGAUUAAGAACUGGGAUUGGAUCUCAAAAAGCCAACAAGCUGUCAAAGGGAGAAUUUGGAUUUUAUGGGAUAGUGAUAUUGUCACAGUCCAAUGCAUUACAUCCUCAGAGCAAUGCAUGACAUGUAAGAUAAAAUCAAAGGAUGAUAAAAUUUCAUGUCUAAUUUCUGUGGUAUAUGCUUUUAAUGAUAUGGAAGGCAUGAAAGUUCUAUGGGAUGAUAUAUUAUCCUUCAAGCAAAGUGUUAAUUGCCCCUGGAUUGUUGGUGGAGAUUUUAAUGCCAUUAUCAGUGCUGAGGAGAAAUUAGGGGGUGCUCUUGAUGCUAUCUCAAGAAUCUGGAGUAGGCUUGAUAGAAUUCUAGUCAAUGAAGAUUGGAUUCAAAAUUAUAACUCCAGUCAAGUGGAUUUCCUAGCUCCUAUUUGUUCUGAUCACUCUCCUGCACUCUUAAUAAUAGGAGAUGAGGUAGUUGAAGGGAAAAGACCUUUCAGAUUUUUUAAUAUGUGGGUAAAUCACCCUGAGUUCAUCCCAGUUGUCAGAAAUGCUUGGAGACAAAAUAUCAGAGGAUACUAUAUGUAUAAGCUUCAUGCCAAACUCAAGAAUCUAAAGCAGGAUUUGAAAGAAUUAAACAAGAAGCACUUCAUGAACAUAAGCGAGCAAGUGUCUAGAGCCAAUAGUGAACUUUCUGAUAUCCAGAAUCAUUUGAAUAAUGAUCUCUUCAAUCAGGACCUGAUAAGGAAAGAAAAGGAAUUCUUAGACAAAUAUACCAAGCUUUUGGACUGUGAAACUUCAUUUUACAGACAGAAAGCCAACAUCAAAUGGGGUCUUUAUGGGGACAAAUGUUCAAAAAAAAAUUUCUCCAUUAUGAAGGCUAAAAGGAACCAGAAUAGGGUGUUAUCACUUUAUGCUGAAAAUGGUGAUAGGAUUACUGAUUUUUAUGAUAUAAUUACAGAGUUCACUGGUUAUUAUGAAAACCUUCUUGGUAUUGCUACUCCUACUAUCACACAUGAUCCUGGGGUGAUAUCUAAUGGGCCUGUAUUAUCUCCAGCUCAAAGCAACAUGCUAUGCUCUCCAGUUACUAGAGCAGAAAUAAGACAAGCAGUUUUCUCUAUAUCAAAUGACAAAGCCCCUGGACCUGAUUGA